AGGUAGCUAUAUGUGAAUUGUGAAAAACUUAAUAAGCAAGAUUUUCCGUCGUCAUCAUUCAUAAGACGUUCUGUACAACACAACGUCGCUAUUUGUAUUUAAGUACUUUGAUGUGAAAAAGUUAUGUCGUAGCAGAUGGGAGAAGCUCAGAAAAUAGAAACGGCAACUUAAAUGAGGUAGAGUCGAUCAACUUGAACUCAGAAGUCAUAAGUUUAUUUUCGACGAUCAAUGCCAGUUUUCGUUGAAGAACACCAGAUUUGUUUUUGAGACUCGCGGGAGAUUGCAGGAAUGAAGUUCAGAGGAGAAACAUUUAGAUUUUAUACAAGACAGUUCUAGAAAGGUUGUGAAGUUUGUAUUCGCAGGUACUGCAACAUUUUCAGGUAAUUCUGGCUCUUCUUCUUGAAGCGAAUAUGUUUGACGGACAUGAAGUGAAUAAAAUAUUUUUAUAUUUCGCAUCGAUGUUCGUUUUGGCCCAAGGGUAUCACGUGUUUUUGUUCCCCGUCCCGCGAGCAAAUUCGCCAAUUGAAGUACGAGCUUAACAUAUUGAAUAACGAGUUUGCAUGGAUUCUGAUUAUAGUAGAAAUGCUGAGGCACAUGUUAAAAGAGGGGAUUGCUCACAAUGUAUUAAAAUAUCGAUCAAAUAUCGACUUUAGAAGUUUACAUGACACUUUCGCUUUAGUCCCCAAUCCCCUUUUGGACUAGUUCUUUCAAUGGAAAUUGCCAUAAGUUAUCCUUCCCUAUCUCGUGAGACCAAUCUAGCAUCAAAACACAUCUUAAAGUUUCAGUUGUGUAGCCACAACUUUGCAUGCAAAAGUCAAAGCAUUUCUUGAGUUAGAAUAGCGUCGAGUCAACUCCAUCUGAUGUCUAUCCAACAUUGCUAUUUUUAACCGGAACAAUCAUCCAUCCAAAGAUUUGGUUUUGUUAAGUUUUUAAAUUAUAUUUAGCUGACAUUAAUAUUUUAUAUACACAAAUUAAUCUGUUAUUGUUUUAUUUAAAAGUAGAUCUGACGAUUGUGUGUUGGCUGAAAUAAUCUUGGAGUGAGAUGUGAGAUGUGUUUCAUUUGGUUUCAAAGAAGUUCUCAGGUUAUCUUUCAGUGACCGCCUGGGAUGUUCAACAAGCAUCAAACGAUUCAGCAUCAGAUUUGUAUCAUCGAAGUGUUUUACGAAUUGUCAAUGAUGCACGCAACUUGUAUGAAAGAUCUUUGCUGAGUACAGCUCAGUUGCGGGUUUAUCAAUGUGAUUCCUUUUGCUAUUCCUUGAACAUAUCUGAUGUUGUGAAUGUCUCUGGAAAAAGCAGCGAUGAAUUAAACGGACUAACGCGUCCACCUAUUACAUUGGGGCAACUACACGAAGCUGUUAUUGAAACAUUACAACGCUAUUUUUGCUUCAAUAUGUCUUUAAUUGAAAUGGAACUUGGUCUAUCGUCUUUCAACGUGACUCUAAAUGAAUGGAAACUAUUUCUUCCGAAGAUUGCCGAGUCUUCUCUACAUUGCCACUCCAAUAUGUUGCGUGUACAACCGUCAGAAAUUGCUGAACUUUUGAAUACAAGUGUAUCGACUAUCGUCAGUUCCAAUCUAGAACAAUUGAAAAACAGACUCAUUUUACCCUUCACGGAUGAUAUAAUUAAAAGAAAAAAUGUUUUUGAAGAUGAGGCAAUCAAAAAGUUAGUAUCCGGUGGUUUUGACUCUCAGAAUUGGUUUUCUUUUCCUUUAUACAAUCUUAUUCUCUCUACUACGAAUCUCAGUGUCAGGGCUUUAGAAAUACUUUAUGGUUGGAACACCAAUCAGCUAUACGCACUUCAAACUGUUGUAUUGUCAAGCUAUAGAAGCUGUGGUAAUGUGACGUCGAUUGAAAAAACAAUGUAUAACAUCUCAAAAAUUAUUUUAGAAGAUUUGAGUUGUCCUGUAGGCUUGGCACUCUCGAGAUCUGUGAAGCUUGUCAAAACACUUCAUUUGCCAGAAGAAAAUGUUCGCAGGUUAAGCGUGCUAGAGAUUUUCUUCAAGGCAACGAGUAUGGACUCGUGGAUUGAAGUCGCGAAUUUACUUGGAGCGAAGCUUAACAGUGGGCUAAUCCUUGAUACUCCACUUCUGCGAGAGAUUGUGAGAGAUAACGACGGUCUUUCUCAAGAAGAAUUGGAAAACCUUUCCAUCCCUAGAAUAAUUUCUACGUACAUUCCAAUUCACGAUUUCUUUUACACUUUCAACAAAUUUUCCCCGAAAUUCCGGCAAUUACUUUCAACCUACGGGUUUACAAGAGAAGAAUUGCUGCAGUCUUCUGGUUUGCGAAUAAUAAACACGACGACAAUAAGCGAACUUCAUGAUACAGUAUUAAAGACUUUAUUUUUGCGCUAUGAUGUGAGAAAUAUUGUAUCAUUAGUUGGAUAUUCUGAUUACUUUUCACACGACUCAAAUCUGACAACGUUACCGUCUUUGGAAUGGCCAAAGAUUAUAAACGCUCUAAAGCAGCAAUCUUAUAAACAGGUCGUUCAGGCGUUUUCCCUCAAUAUUUAUGAUCAUCCAGACGCUCUAAGUAUUAUUACUCGGGAAGAUGGCUUUAGGACAAUCAAAACCUCCAUAUUUGGACCUUUUAAUGUAGCUUAUAUAAAUAAUUUAUCGAUGUGCCUGUUCAACAAGACGCUGAGGUCAGUGGAACAGAAUAAUAUCAGGGUUUAUGAAGAAUUCUAUAUUAAAAACCUCACAGUUACAACGACAAAGAAGAUAAGAUUUGAAAAUGUAACUGUGCAGAAUUUUUUGUCUGAUACUAGUCAGACUUUGGACGAAAUUGAACACACCACAUUGCUAAAAUCAGUCGAAAUGGCCACAGGUUUUCAACUUGAAGAGAUCCGAUGUCUAUACGGGGAAUCAUUUGUCUCGACUUUGAAUAGUAGUUUAACUUGGGAAAAUGUCAUGGAAACGAGGCUGUGUUAUACUUUUACAAACCUUACAUUCCUUCAACUAAUCACAGCUGUUCAAAAUGCACCAGAUGUUGAUUGUGAAAUUCAAGCUUGUGCUAUAUGUGAUAGGCAAGCUACGUGUGAUGAUAGCUCAUCCGACUCAUACAGAUGCACUUGUUUAAAUGGGUACGAAGGGAAUGGAUUGGUUUGUUCAGAUAAAGAUGAAUGUGAAAAUUCCACUGUUUGUCAUGAACAAGCAACAUGUACGAACACAAUUGCAUCUUUUAUUUGUACAUGUAGAGCUGGUUUUACUGGAGACGGAAGUAGGAACUGUACAGAUACUAACGAAUGCAGCGACCCCUCUGCUUGUCAUCCUCUAGCUACCUGUAUAAACAACAUUGGUUCCUAUAAUUGUACCUGUCAGAGUGGCUAUAUUGGUGAUGGUAGAUUUCAAUGCACAGUCAUUGAUUCCUCAUCAUCAAGUUCCCCACCAUCAAGUUUGUUACCAUCAAGUCCAUUAUCAUCAAGUCCUUCACCAUCAAGUCCUUCACCAAAAGUCAAUCAUCCUCUGACAGCAACACGGUCGUUAUAGUUAUUGCUGUAGUUGUUGCAGUGCAUAUCAUAGUGGCGGCUAUAUGUAUUGUGGGUUGCUUUUUAUAUCGGAAAAAAACGGUCGAAUUGGCAGGAGUUCAAACUGGAACAAUUCAAAAUGCUGCAUACGAAAGUGAUAAAAAUUUAAGACGAAAGUUGCCGCAAGUUCCUAAAACGGAAAAUGCUUAUGAUCAGUUGGAUGAAACCAAGAUGGUUCCAAUUGACAAAAAUUACCAAUCGCUCCUACCAAGAAACACAGAUGGUAGCACAAAUAUUGCUGUAAAUUAUGUGGUUGUUGGAGAAAAUGAACAGGAUAAGCCUAGUCUUGAACAGAAUAAAUUGCCUGAAAGUUAUGUGACCAUUGUUUCCGAAAAUAGCACUACCAUCGAGCCAAUCUAUGAAGAAUUACCUCCUUAACAAUAGGCCCGUUCAUGCAUUUAUGCUUAUAUGUAUAUACUACCUGCCACAUACUUAUAUAGAAAGACAAGAAAUUUUAUAUAAAUGUUGUUUUUAUAAUGUACAUUAUAUAUCAACGCUCAAACGGAUAUUUUUGUUGAGGCAACUAAUAGUCCGUGUUACAUAUUGAAAGUGGAAAUUGUUCGACUGCAUCGUUACUUAAUUCAGUCUUUUUUAAUAUACCGUAAAACGUUCUGGAUUUCAACUUUUUUAAUCGUUUUAUAUGAAUCAAGAAUAUAAACAAUGACUUGCUUCAUGAAAGUCUGAAUUUUAUAUGAAGAAGACAUUGAAGGAAAUCAACAUAUGUUGAGAAGUUGGGGAAAAACUUUGUCUAGAAUAGCUGAGAGCUUCAAAAUACUAUAAACUAAUUCGUAAUAUGUUGAGACUAAAA
This is a messenger RNA of Xenia sp. Carnegie-2017, 4330 nucleotides long. RefSeq lists its product as uncharacterized. The transcript has 6 exons. The coding region runs from base 1391 to 3484 and encodes 697 amino acids. Lineage: Eukaryota; Metazoa; Cnidaria; Anthozoa; Malacalcyonacea; Xeniidae. The record is from RefSeq and is a predicted model, not a curated record. Gene Ontology annotation, molecular function: calcium ion binding.